CUUCUUCCUCGUAAUAUUCUCUGCAAAAGAAAGUAAACUGAAUCAGAAACAGAACAGAACUCCAUUUCCAUCGCUCCAUUCUUCAGAUCCAACACCCAAUUUCUUCCUCAGAAAACUAAAACCCAUUUUCCCUUUCGCCCCAACAAAUUCUCCCCCCGAAAAACCCUUUGAUCCGUGCAAAUUUCACUCCAAAACCCUCGAUUUUCCUUCAAUGUCACGGGUCAAAUUCGCUGCCGCCUAUGGCACCGUGCCCUCUCCGCCCCCCGCCACAAUCCCCACCACUUCCGGUGAAGCUCCUCCAUCUUUCCGCUCCAGUUCCUCCUUUCUCGAACACGCUAAAACCACCACGCAAUCCCUAAUCGCCAAACAGCGGCCAUGGCGAGAGCUCCUCGAUUUCUCCGCCUUCUCUCUCCCUUUAAGCUCCGAUGACGCUAUGGCGAGAAUCCGCCAGAACGUGAACUACUUUCACGUUAAUUACGCCAUGGUGAUGCUCGUCAUCGUCUUCUUCAGCUUAUUCUGGCACCCGACUUCGUUCUUCGUUAUCUUGCUCGUCUUUGUCGCUUGGUUGUUCUUCUACUUCCUCCGCGAUCAGCCUCUCGUUCUCUUCAACCAGACCUUCGAUGAUAAAGUUGUUUUGGGGGUUUUGAGCAUUUUUACAAUCAUCGCUCUUGUUUCUACUGAUGUGGGAUCGAAUGUUUUGGGAGCCCUAACAACAGGGACCGUCGUUGUUGCGUUGCACGCGGCGUUUCGGAGUACGGCGGAUCAAUUUCUCGAUGUGGAGACUGCUACACAAGGGGGAUUGCUGUCGGCUGCGGGAAAUCAGCAACAACAACAACGAGGCUACACUCGGAUUUGAUGGGGUUUAUGUCAAAUUGCUGUUCUUCCUGGCUUGGAUUGUUGUGACAUUAGAGAUUCUUGAGCUAGGAUUAGAUGAUACUGGUGUUUAAUUUCCAUGUCUUGAUUGUAUAUUUGGGAUGCAGGGGUUUCUUGAAUUUGGUGUUCAUUUUCUGAAUUUGGUGGAAGAGUUCUUCAUGCUUUUGCCUGUUUUUUUUUCAUGCGCAUAUGUAAAUUAUUCAAUGAUCAACAGUGGCUCAGCUUGCUCACUUGAACAUCUAGCAGGAGGAGCAAUGAUUUGCCUUUGUUCUAUAAUUAUGUUCUUGCAUCAUUUGAUUUGAUCU
Messenger RNA from Cucurbita maxima (winter squash), 1178 nucleotides. RefSeq names its product PRA1 family protein F3-like. Gene Ontology annotation, biological process: vesicle-mediated transport. Bases 212 to 856 code for a protein of 214 amino acids. The record is from RefSeq and is a predicted model, not a curated record. Lineage: Eukaryota; Viridiplantae; Streptophyta; Magnoliopsida; Cucurbitales; Cucurbitaceae. The transcript is spliced from 2 exons. Gene Ontology annotation, cellular component: Golgi apparatus; endoplasmic reticulum.